Molecule: messenger RNA, 3199 nt
Organism: Cephus cinctus (wheat stem sawfly)
Lineage: Eukaryota; Metazoa; Arthropoda; Insecta; Hymenoptera; Cephidae
Product: G patch domain-containing protein 1 homolog
Exons: 4
Coding region: 224-3124 (966 amino acids)
Biological process (GO): mRNA processing
Cellular component (GO): nucleus
Molecular function (GO): RNA binding
Source: RefSeq, a predicted model, not a curated record
ACAAGACUAUCAAACACUAUCAAACGACUAUCAAACGAUUGGAAUAAAAAAAAGUUUAAAAAAUAAAAGUUGGCCGGCCAACUUCACGCAGGUACAUAAAUCAGGUAUUAUUAUUAUACCGAUAAAAUUGGGUACAUUGCGUAUACAUAUGCGUAACCGUAUAAUGCUUUGAUAAAACAAAUGUGGAUUGACGAUAUAUUUUGCAAAGUCUAAUUGAGUGAAAAUGAGUGAAUCUGAUGAUGAAAAUUAUGUUACAUUUGGAACUGGCUUAGAGCUCCUGGAUGAAGAAAGUCUACCAAGGAAAAAACCAGUGGUUAUUGAAGAUCAAUAUGCAUGUGACACUCAAGGUAGACGUCGUUUCCAUGGAGCUUUUACUGGUGGAUUUUCUGCGGGUUAUUUUAAUAGCGUCGGUACUCGCGAUGGCUGGAGACCCCAACAGUUUAAAUCAUCUCGGAGCAGUAAAGCUGGAAGUGUCAAUCAGCGGCCAGAAGAUUUUAUGGAUGAAGAGGAUACUGGAAACUUUGGCAUUGCUCCAAUGGGAAUUAGAUCUACUAGUGAUUAUACAGAUCAUGGAAAAAGAGGUACCAAACGUGAGAGAUUUAGACAAGAUCCAAAUGGAGUAAUACCUGGGGCACCAGUUUUAAAAGAACUUCUAAAACCAGUGAAAGAAACUGUUGGCAUAACAUUACUGAGAAAAAUGGGUUGGAAACCAGGUCAGGGUGUUGGUCCUCGUAUUACUAAAAGAGAGAAGAUAAAAAUAUUACAUCAAAACAGGGGAGUAAAAGUUUAUGGUUGUUCUUUACCAGUGCAGCAGGAAGAGAUGGUUGCAAAUGAAUCUGAUGCAUCAGACGAUGAGCAUGUAGAUAUAACAUUCGCUCCAGAUGAUUAUGAACCAUUCAGACUUAAUCCAAAGGACAAUUGUUUUGGUAUCGGGUAUACUGGAUUGGAUAGGCGGCCAGUACUUUCUGGUCAUGUAAACCUUUUUGAGAUACCAGCAUUUAAUAUCCAAGAUAAGGAUAAAAAGUUGUCAAUACAUGGACAAGCAUUUGGAGUAGGUGUUUUUGAAGUCGAUGACGAAGACAUCUAUGCAAAAGAUGACAUGUCUCGUUACAAUUUCGCCUUAGGACCAGAACGUAAAACAAAAUCACGAUGGUCCCAGAAAGAAGAUAGUGCAAGUACCUCACAAGAGAAAUGCAUAGAAGGUUUCAUCUAUGCAAAAAAUCGUUUAGAAGAUAAAAAAAUAUUCAAACCCCCAGAACUUCCACCAGAUUUCAAACCGAUACACGUCGCCAGGAAGAGCAGAUUUUACCCUCCCAUAGACCAAAAUCUCAUUUACGAAAAUGGGAAACCAAAAGGUCUUGCAAGACAUGACUUAAAUGCUGAAGACAGAUAUAAAAUCAUCAAUGACAACCCUCUUAAAGCAUCGACACUACAUAAUGACAUACAAAAAGAAAUUCAACCAGUUAAUGUAUCUGGAAAUACCUCAGUCACAGCUAAAAUUAUUUGUAGAACAUUAAAUCUACAAGGACGGGAACAUGAACAAGAGAAAAAAAGACAAGAAGCACAACAAGCGAAAGGAAAUAUAUCAUGGUUAGAAAAAUUGACUGCUACUAAUUUCGUAAAAGGUGGCAUGGUAGGCACAGAUCCAAGUGUAACAGGGGCUUUGACAAAUUUCAAGGUUUUUGAAAAUUUAUGCUCAAGGAAUACUUCAGAAAUCGUCUCCAGUGAUACUCCUUCUAAUACUUCAAGUAUCCAAUCAGUGCGACCCUUCUUACCUGAUAUUGAGAAACAAAAACGGUUCGAGCAGUACAUAAUAUUUUCUCAAAAUGGUGAGAAGAAAAAACUUGCUUCUAUACAGCCACUUUCAAUGAGCGAAUGGGAACGUGAUCAUGAAGUGGUUGAAUUUGAUCAAGCAUUACGAUUAUUCGUACCGCCAGUUUCAACUGAUAUUAAAUUGGUCAGCUGUGAAUUGGAACAUUCCAGUACUGCUACUACAGAAUCUAAAAUUAACAGAAACAUGAAGACUAAAGAUAAGUCGAAGAUAAUGCGCACAAAAAUCGAAUGGCAGCCUGCACACAUUGUUUGCAAAAGAUUCAACAUUCCUGAACCAAGAGCCGGUUGUGCAAAACCCGAAUCGGAUAAGAAAAUUAGUAAAUUUUCAGUAUUUAAUUGUCUAGACUUUUCAGGAAAUUCAGAAAAAUUUGAAACAGCCACAAGAAUGAUUGAAAAGAAAAAGUGUCAAGUUGGAUUGGACCAAGGAAGAAUGGAGAAAAGACCUGCAGUACUCUCGGAACAGGAAACAGAAACUCAUUUGAAUAUUUCCACUGAAGCAUCUAAUGCAUCCGUUUCUCACAAACUUCGAAGAUUUGAAGCAACUUAUGAAAAAGUGUUUGGAAAAGGAGUUCAAGAUAUUUUAUUAACUUUAAAGUCUAAUAUUGAUAGGCAACAGCCGAACAUAACAGAGAAUUCAGACAGUAAUUCCGGUACGGAUGUUACAGGCCAUCAGGAUUCUUCCGCUACUCCUAAAGAUAAGACAGAGGACAAAAAAGAUCUCUUCAAAGCAAUAUUCUUGAGUAGUAGUGAAGACUCUGACACUGGCGUUGAAGACAAUAUCGACAGUGAGAAAGUGAAAUCUGUAUUAAUUGGAAAAACAUGUGAGCAAGUAAACUUACAGCGAAAUACUUCACCCGCACGCGGAAUUUUUGCACAAUUAGAUUUCAAUGAAUUAAUAAUACCAACUCGCAGAAAAGAGUCUAACGAUAAUGAAUCAAUAGAAACCACGAAACAGGAAACGAAAGUCUUAAUUAUAUCCAAAUCUACAGAUCAAAAUUUAGCAAGAAAAGAAAUAAUAAAGCUAUCAGAAGAGGCACCAGAUAUGUAUGGACCAGCACUUCCGCAAAUUCCCCCUAAUCAUGAUAAUUCGCCUGACAAACUGGAUAGCAAUAUUUCUCAGGCACGAAAACCAAUUUUCAAAAAUAUUGUGCUAAAAUCAAGUGUGGAAACAAAAGUACUAGGUAAAUGGGUGGAAAAAUCAAAGGUAAAAAAAUCGAAGAAGGAGAAGAAAAAACAUAAACAUAAAGAUAAAUCAAAGCACAAACGGAAGUCGAAAAAAUCGAAAUAUUAAAAUAAUUUUAAAUGCAUUGUAUUGUAUACUAUGAAGAUUAAUAAAUAAAGUGGCCUUUGGUUCAUAUAAUAUAAA